This is a messenger RNA of Aspergillus lentulus, 2025 nucleotides long. Its product is annotated as Zn(II)2Cys6 transcription factor. The record is from RefSeq and is a predicted model, not a curated record. Lineage: Eukaryota; Fungi; Ascomycota; Eurotiomycetes; Eurotiales; Aspergillaceae. Gene Ontology annotation, biological process: DNA-templated transcription; regulation of DNA-templated transcription. Gene Ontology annotation, molecular function: carboxy-lyase activity; zinc ion binding; DNA-binding transcription factor activity, RNA polymerase II-specific.
AUGACAGGUUCCAGUGUUGACCGCCAAGAGAUCGACCGGAUCUUACGAGCUAAGCGGCAGCAGCGCGAGACAAAAGCGUGCUAUCCCUGUCGCUCGCGCAAAGUCAAGUGCGACAACGGCCAUCCAUGCAGAACCUGCCAGAAACGUGGUCAUCCCCAGAUCUGUGUAUAUGAUUAUGAGGAAUCUUCUCCGCGGAAGCGAGCCAGGUUAAGUCCUCAGAAUUCCAUCUCUGAUGCCUCUUACGCUGCAUUCCCGUCUGACUUGAGGGGUGCCAAUUAUCGGCCUCACCUCGGAGAUUCGGCGACUCCUCUGCAUACUAGACCCGAGUCGGAACCGGUCAAUCAAGAGAACCCUGCAAAUUACGUCUUUUCUGGAGACAACACAGUCAUUUCCAUACUGGGUUCACACGAUGCUGAUGGAUCAAUUGCCCACAAGGCGAGCUCUGUGUUGGGCCUCCAAAACAGUUUCAGCAAUUACCCGUUCCUUGAUCUCAAAACUCCCAUAGAUCGCUGGAAGGCUCUCGUGGAGAUUCUUCCUCAAAGGGAGGAGGUUUUGAAGUUUUUUCACUUCUAUCGCGUCUCCGCCCAUCCAUUCAACCCAAUACUUGUCGAUAUCGACGGCUUCGAAUUGAUCAUAUGCCAAUUCCUUACAUCAUACGCGUCCGGGGAACUGCGCGACCACGACAAGAUCUCAGAAAGAUGGUCGUCGGACCGAUCUGUCGGCCAGAUCAGUCUCCUCCUGGCUGCGUUGGCUUCGGGAGCGCACUACUCAGACCUUGAGAACCCCGAGAGAUCCGAAAAAUAUCAAAGCUUUGCCCGCCGAUCUUUCCAAGCAUUAAGGCUGGCAAAUUUCCUCUUGAGGCCAUCUCUGGAAGUUGUUCAGUCUCUACUCCUUCUGGGAAAUACGCUACAGAACAACGGCCAAUCUGAUGCCGCGUGGGCUCUGCUUGGCACUACUGUCAGAUUGGCCCAGACCUUGGGACUACAUACCGAGAAGAGCAUUUCUCACUGGCCAGAACCAAUGAGACCAAAGGCUAGAGCAUUGUGGUCUAUGACGGUUUGGCAAGACAGCCUGUUGAGCCUGUGCUAUGACCGCCCCUCUAUGGUGUCCACGACAGGCUGGCAGCUGGACUUGACUACUCUGAAGUCGAACGUAUCAUACACGGACAUGAUGCACUACCUAUGCCGGCUAGGUCUGCAAAUCAACAAUUCAGAAGAGAGAGAACGCAACAACCUGAUUUAUUGCCACAAGGCAUUAGCUGGAUUGGACGGCGUUUUCAAGCGUGUACAACCCCACCUCCUUUCCCGAGAACACUGUACGAGCCUGCACCAGCACCAGGAGCAUUUGGCCCUCCGCAUCCAUGUUUCGUUCUGCGUGUCGGUCAUAUGUCGGCCAGCCAUCCAAAGGCUACCCGGAACCUCUCUCUACCCGCGCCUUCGAAUUCUGCGCGAUAGGGCCAAAGACAGUCUGGUCGAGGCUGCAAAGGCCUUCCUCGACUUUGAAACUCUAAGCAUCGUCCCAUUACGCACCUGGUCUAUGGUACACACGGUACUCAGUUCUACAUUGCUCCUUUGCCUUUGGGAGGUGACUCGCCAUGACCCGGCAUGUCGCGACUUGCAGCAACGUGUCAUCGAGGUAUUUUCUAGAGUUGGCACUGAUGGACAGGACGGUAAUGGCCAACAUGGUAAUGGUCAAUGGUUGUCAAGGAGGCAUAUCCACGCCCUCGUCGCGUUGAGAAAUGCUGUGCGUGAGACCCCAAUGCGUGAAGCACACGCAAACCCCGAGAGGCAGCGAGAAUCGCCACGAAGCCACCUCCCUCAACGAUUGGAAGACGUCCUAUCCGGCUCAGGUGCCAUGGAAUUCGGUGAUGUUCAACCAUCUGGCGAUGUUCCUACCAACUUUGACUUUGGUUUGUCGGGGAGUUUAUUCAGCAAUGAUAUCGAUGUCUCGCCUAUUUCCUACCUAGACUCUAUAAUGAAUGUACCACUAUUCGAUUUUCCCGACGGCCAGGCCGGCCCUGCAUGA